AACGAGUAUACUAAUAGCCGUCAUCCGAGCCCCACACACGCCCCGCGAACGGACAUUCUAAGCCAUUCAACACAGCAGCGGGGCCUAUAUCACGAGUAUAUAUAGUGAGCUGAAGUUAGCAACCUAGAUAUUGAGGUAUGUGAUCGAUUACAAUUUUUUCUCGAGCGGGGCCUAUAUCACGAGUAUGCCUAAAAGACAUCAUCAUGGAGUCCUCAAGACUACUAAAAUUUGAACCCUUGACAUUGAUGGUGGUAAUGUAUUCAAAAUUGUGAACUUGCAGAAGAAAACCAGUGAAAAAUGUUUGGGAUUGAAUGCUAUGUGUCCCAACAUGAGGGCUUCAAGGGGACUGCAAAGACCAAUCCUGAAGACUUCCAAGUGUCUGAAAUUUCAAUAGAUGGAAAACUAGCAUCCUUAACAGGGACUAGAAUAGAUCUGAGUGCAGAACUGGGCAUCAGGUCCAUAGACAGUUCAGGAGUUUCUCGUGCAUCUCUUUUGGAAUUGGAUUCUGUGUGUGCACAAAUUAGUUCUGCAUCAGAUGCCAGCAAGAGCCCUUCUAUAGAUAUCCCCACGCAAGUAGGUGAAUCAUCACCCAUCCAGGUCAAUACUCCGAAAGCAACUCAGGACUCUCUUCCAACAGACUAUAGGAAAUGCUUUGAAAAUAUUCUGAGUGCAGGCACUUUCACUGAAUUGGAAAAAUUUGCCACAAAUGAGCUGACAUUGCUUAAUAGGUCUCAUUCUGAAUCAAUAAUGGAGAUGAGCUCUAACACUCUGGAAACACAUCAAGCCCAUCUUAAUUUAGGGGUUAUCGCAAGUAAAGAAUCUCGUACUGUUAUUCACAAGUGUGUGAGGUACCUUUACCCUCAUCUUAGAACACAGAUUCACAGGAUGCCCUCUGGGGGACUAGAGAUUCACAUUUCAAGGGAACCCGCAGUAGUUCAGUUUCAACACCUUCAAAUUCCUCUAUCAACAGUACUGGAAUUUCUCAAAUUUGUAGAGCUGAGAGAUCGGGAGGAUACCUUUCAUUUUGAGGGGCUGGAGUCCAAAGACCAGAGGACCAAGCUGCAUCGUUUGGUUGCCAAGCACUAUGGAACAUUCUUGGAAACUAAGACCUUUGGAGAUGGAACCAACAAUAGAGAACAUCAGAAGGUUGCAGUGCGCUUCAGACCAAUCAAAGAACGUAAGAAGAGGAAAGGAGGAGAAAGUCAUCCUCAAGAUUCAGUUUUUACAGGGUUUACUCUACAGAAGAUCAAUACAGAGACCCUGUCUGCCUUACAGCAACUUGCCAGAUUGAUAGGAGUUCAAACCUCUGCUUUCACCUAUGCUGGCAUCAAGGAUAAGAAGGCUGUCACCACUCAGGAAAUGGUUGUAAAAGAUAUCACCAGCAAAAGACUGGAAGAUAUUUCCAAUCAGCUCCCACAAUGGCUGAAGAUAUGUUCCAUACAUCCCAGGACCAAACCAAUGGUUACUGCUGAGCUAUGGGGAAAUCACUUUGACAUUGCCCUGCAGAAUGUGGAAAGGAAGGCUGGAUCAUCUAAGAUUGAGGGUGGAUCUGAGGGAUGUGGAAGGGUAGAGCUUAAAAACUCCAUUGAGCAUUGCAUCAAAUGUGUUGAGGAGAAAGGGUUCAUCAACUACUUUGGAGAACAGCGGUUUGGAGCCUCAUCCCAUGAUCCCAGUCAAGCACUGACGACUAUAUCGCCAGCUGAUGUAGGGCAUGCCAUUCUUCAGGGAGAGUAUAAAGAAGCAGUUUCUCUGAUUCUGUCUCCAGAUGAUGGACCAUGCGCGAAUCCGUCUGAUCCCACCAAUGUUGCAAAUCGAUGCUUUCAACAAACAGGCUCUCCCAGAGAAGCCCUCAAACUGAUGCCAGCCAUGAAAACUAGAGAGUGUCUUUUGCUCAAGGCUCUUAAUAGACAUGGUACCGAUGACGAGGGUUGUAUCAAAGCUCUGAUGAAUAUCCCUCACAACAUGAGACAGAUGUACAUUCAUGCUUUUUGCAGUUUGCUGUGGAAUCAGGUGGCAUCAUGGAGGAUGCGUUACUAUGGGUACCAUGUAGUAGAGGGUGAUCUUGUGUGUACUACAGACCCAGAAGCAAAGGUGCAUACUGUAACUGAAGAUGACAUCGCCCAGGACAAAUACACCAUUAUGGAGGUCAUGCUGCCGUUGCCAGGCAACAACAUCCAGUAUCCAUCUCACACAGCAGGAGGCGAGUAUCAAAGGAGACUAGAUGAGGCUGGACUCGGGGAAUGCACCUUCAGGAUACCCGCCCUCAAGCUCAACAUCCCAGGGGGCUACCGCAAGGUCAUUGCUCGGCCAAAAAAUCUAACAUGGGGUUUGGAUUCUAGAUCGGAUUCCACUGGAGAUCAGCCUCCAGACAAGAAAGAUGAUGGGGGAGAUUACACCAGAGAUAUGGAAGAUACAUCGUUGCCUAGCAACCAUGAAGUAAGCCCCGCCGGGAAUGUCAGUGAUGCCUUGAGCAGGGAUAGUAUCUUACCAGCAGGGAGUAGGAAUCUAAUGGAAGCAUCUGGGCGCCAUGUGGAACUGGGUUCUAAUCAAUCCGAUCGUAACCCUGCUGUGGAUGGCUGUAAUAAAGAGCAUGGGGUCAGCGCAAACCGACCCCAGGAUGGCCCUGCUUGUCUUUCUGCUUGCCUCAUGGUUUCGAGCACACAUGGACACUCUACUGCCAUUACCGAUGGUAGAACUCUUUCAUGUAAUACUUCCCAAACAACAGAUAAUCCCAAUAGUGGAGUCACAACCCACCAACAGUAUGACAGUAAAUCACCAUGUCAAAUCAGAGAUGGGUUAUCUCAUGGAAAUCGGCAAGAGGAUGAAUUUAAAUCAAGCGGUCAAUCGCUAAAGAGGACUUUGAAUUUGUCAUUUGACUUGCCAGCUUCUUGCUAUGCCACAGUUUUUCUUAGAGAACUGAUGAAGUCAUAGUAUCAUAUUCAACACCUGUGUUCUUUCACAAUAUCUCUUGUUUUCCAUUUGUAUUUAAAGGGGUACUCCAGGUUGAAAAUAAUAUGAUUUGAAGAGAUAAAGUAAAAUCAGACGAACAAAAUGCUGAAAAUUUUAUCGAAAUCGGACAAGGAUUAACAAAGUUAUUCCAAUGGAAAAGAUUUAUGCAAGUAUUCAUGAAUAUGCAAUGAGCAAGCUGAUGAUUUACUCUCCCCACUGUUUCAUUUAUAUUUUUUGUUAUACGAAAUUACAUUUGUUCAAAUUUCAUCCACCAAGAAUGAACAAAAAUUUGAUUGACUACCGGUUUAAUGUGUAAGAUAAUCAAUGCUGCAACCUAUUGUGUUACUGUUACAAGAGGGACAUCAUACACAUAUGUAUGCUGCUAUGAAAGAAUGAUGAUUCAUGUAAUAGCAUAAGAAAAGGGUAAGUGGGGACAUGACAUCAUCAGCCCACCUAUUGCAUAUUCAUGAAAGCAUCCACAUUGCUAAACUUUGAAAUUGAAUUACUUUAUUAGUUUUCAGAUUUUGAUAAAUUUUAAGUAUCUUUUUAAUGAAAUUCACUCAUUUUAUUAGAUGCAAUUUUUUGUCCAAAGUACUCAUUUUAGAUUUAAAGUUUUUUUUUUCUUAACUUGGCAAAAUUGUCAAAUUUAUUGAAUAGAAAUAUGAUAUACACUG
Lytechinus pictus (painted urchin) is the source of this 3623-nucleotide messenger RNA. RefSeq names its product pseudouridylate synthase PUS7L-like. Gene Ontology annotation, cellular component: nucleus. Gene Ontology annotation, biological process: pseudouridine synthesis. The coding region runs from base 298 to 2931 and encodes 877 amino acids. Gene Ontology annotation, molecular function: RNA binding; pseudouridine synthase activity. The record is from RefSeq and is a predicted model, not a curated record. NCBI's taxonomy places the organism in Eukaryota, Metazoa, Echinodermata, Echinoidea, Temnopleuroida, Toxopneustidae. The transcript is spliced from 9 exons.